CCCCUGCAAGAUGGCGGCCCCCUUGGAGCUCAGCUGCUGGGGAGGAGGCUGGGGGCUCCCAUCCGUGCACAGCGAGUCCCUGGUGGUGAUGGCGUAUGCCAAAUUUUCUGGUGCACCCCUAAAAGUCAACGUCAUAGAUAACACCUGGAAAGGUUCAAGAGGAGAUGUACCAGUUUUGACAACUGAAGACAACAUUGUUUCUCAGCCGGCAAAAAUACUAAACUUUUUAAGAAAACAGAAAUAUAAUGCUGAUUAUGAACUCUCUGCAAAACAAGGGGCAGAUACCCUGGCUUACAUUGCUCUCCUUGAAGAGAAGCUUCUUCCUGCAGUGCUUCACACUUUCUGGGUUGAGAGUGACAACUACUUUACUGUGACAAAGCCUUGGUUUGCUUCACGAAUUCCUUUUCCCUUGAGUUUGAUCCUGCCUGGAAGAAUGUCUAAGGGAGCUCUGAAUAGGAUUCUCCUGACCAGAGGAGUGCCUCCUCUCUACCACCUCCGAGAAGUAGAAGCUCAGAUAUACAGAGAUGCCAAGGAGUGCCUAAAUCUUCUGUCAAACAGAUUGGGAACAUCUCAGUUUUUCUUUGGAGAUACGCCUUCUACCUUGGAUGCCUAUGUGUUUGGUUAUCUUGCACCUCUUUAUAAAGUACGCUUUCCUAAAGUUCAGUUACAAGAACAUUUGAAACAGCUUUUCAACCUGUGUCGAUUUUGUGAUGACAUCCUAAACAGUUAUUUUAGGCUUAGUCUUGCAGGCAUCUCUCCUGCUGGACCAGAAACGGUAGAUGCAAAUCUGCAGAAACUCACACAACUUGUAAAUAAGGAAUCCAACUUGAUUGAAAAGAUGGAUGACAAUCUUCGCCAAAGCCCUCAGCUUCCUCCUCGGAAACUGCCAACACUUAAACUGACUCCAGCAGAAGAAGAAAGUAAUUCCAUACAACGGCUAUCCCCCUGACACUGGUUAUGCUUUGUAUUCAAAGUCUCAUAAUUGUCGCAGUCAUCUCUUACACUAAGCGUGCGAGGGAAAAAAAGAAAAUGUUUUACAUAGGUGUAAGGAAGAUUCUAAAACAAAAGAAACUUUCUAUGACAGCAGUUUUUUUUUUAGUUAGGAAGCUUAUGUUUUAGCUUGGCAAGGCACUUUAAAAAUAUCCAUGUGAAUGCUAAAUGAACUUGGGGGGGGAAGAAAACACAUUGUACUGUACGUAAAAACCUGCCUUAACCUUGGCAGAUUUUUGCCUUUGGUUCACAUGUUGUUGACCAAAAGCUACACUUCUGUUCUGAAUGUGCACUCUUAAUUUAUUCAAGUUAAUUUAUUAAUUUAGUUUCCUUAGACCAGUUUGAAUAUCUAAUAUGUGGCUCUUUGGCUGAGGCCUUUUUCUUAUCUUUAGAAAUCUGAUGCCUAAAUUAGACUUUAGGAAAAAUAUAUUAUUCUAAUAUUCCAUUUAUUUCAAUCGAAAAACCUGUAUUUAACUUUAAAAAGCAAUGAGGAAUGUGUUUUAUAAUUAUGUUCUCAUAAGUCUAAUCUUUUUUUGGGGGGUGCUACCAGAUAUAUAUAUAGUGAAGGUGAUUAUAUGUAAUAUUUGUCUGACUGUAUGCACUUCUGUAUAACAGUAUUUGCUGAUGUGUUCAAUAUAGGUUAGCAAGGGCUCUUUCAGUUCAUUGGAGCUUUAAAUUUGUGUAUUUGUAAUACAUCUUUAAGUCUAGUCAUUUCUUUCUUGGAAUGAUUUCAGGAGAGCUGAAUGGGUUGGUCAUCGUUAUUCUGCCUGAUUGUAAAGUCUUCUUGACAAUUGCCCAGUUGUUAGACACUACUCAGGAGGAGCCCACUGCCAGAGUAACAGAAGUCCCUACUGGGUGUCUGGUCCAAGUUCACCAUGCUUGGCUCAGACCAGUGUUCUUUCAUAAGAAACCUAUCAUGUAGUCAAAAACUUUAUGACAACUAAUAUUUUCCAUAGAGUUUUAACUACAAUUGAAGUCGCCAGUGGAAUAAUCGGAAAUGGCAGUAGAUUUUUAAGAACAUUUUCUGUUUAUUGGUUGCUGAGCUGUUAAAGGAUUUGCUGUGCAGGUAAUUUUACUUAUAGUAGACUCCUGCUUAUUUUAGUGGCUGAGGUGCUUCUGUUGUCCUAAAAUCACUUCUGGGGUUUUUAAAAUAUAGGACCAUGUUUUUGAUUGGUGUCUUAAAAGAUUAUUAUGGUGCUUGGCAAAUCUAUCACGUCCUGCAGGAACCCCCGUGUUAAGGAAACAGCUUUGUAGUCAGGAGACUCGUCUAAUUUGAGCUGAGUGGAGCUCAGCUGUGUUUGACCUGCAUCCUCUCAAUGUGUUCUGUAUUUAAGAAUCUAUUUAUGCAGGAGUCUUUAAGUCACUGUAAAUAUUUUUUCUUGAAAGUUUUAAUUAAAUGAGAAUCAUGGUA
Messenger RNA from Phacochoerus africanus (Common warthog), 2401 nucleotides. It is a transcript of the gene MTX3, whose product is annotated as metaxin 3. The coding region runs from base 11 to 949 and encodes 312 amino acids. Gene Ontology annotation, cellular component: SAM complex. The transcript is spliced from 9 exons. NCBI's taxonomy places the organism in Eukaryota, Metazoa, Chordata, Mammalia, Artiodactyla, Suidae. The record is from RefSeq and is a predicted model, not a curated record. Gene Ontology annotation, biological process: mitochondrion organization.